Hyposmocoma kahamanoa is the source of this 1356-nucleotide messenger RNA. RefSeq names its product RNA-binding protein squid-like. The record is from RefSeq and is a predicted model, not a curated record. The transcript has 3 exons. The coding region runs from base 1 to 486 and encodes 161 amino acids. Lineage: Eukaryota; Metazoa; Arthropoda; Insecta; Lepidoptera; Cosmopterigidae.
AUGUCCAGGGAUGUCAAUCAGGUCAAUGGCACCGCCCUGGAGGAAGAGCGCCCAGUCAUCCAUGAGACUCUAGGACACGCCGUUCGUAUAAAACAGUCCUUCUGUCCGUCCAUAUCACAGUUCGAGCACAAACAUCGUCACACCACCAUGGCUGCCGUUAAAAUCACUUUUUACGCCAUCGGUUUCCUCCUCCUCCUGGCCCUCACCCACGCAGCACCUGCUGAUAAGCUCGCUGAAAAGGAGGACCUAGUCGCUGAGAAAGAGGACUUAGUUGCUGAAAAGGAGGAUCUCAAACCCGCAGCCUCCGCUUGGGGAGGUCAUUACGGAGGUUGGGGUGGUUACGGCGGUUACGGCGGUUACGGUGGAUACGGCGGAUACUGGGGUGGACACUACCCCUACUAUGGUUCUUAUUGGGGAUACCCUAGUUAUGGAUAUGGUUAUGGUUGGCCUUCGUACGGAUUCGGAUACCACGGUUACUGGUGGUAACGGAUUACGGUAAUCUGCUGAACAAUGAUAACGAAUUUAAUAGAAGAGGCUGGUUUCUCUACUAAAACCUAGGUACUUUACAGAAUUAGCUCAAAUGUUCUCAACGCAAAACCAACAUAUCAACAGAUGUAUGUUCUUACAAAACAACUUACACAAAAAAAACUGUUCCGCUAAUUAUGCCACAAAGUGUAAAAGGACUUGCCUUUUGUAAUAUAUGUACGUAUUAUGUAUAUGUAAAGGUUUAAAUGAUGAAUUUAAAAUAGAUAACGCGAAUUAUACUUGGUAAUUUCAGUCACGUUCAAGUUUUUCGGUUCAUAUAUGCCAUUGUUAUGGAUGAAAGGACCUACAGGUUUAUAAGUACUUAUAUGUAAUGUAUUUCGCGUGGGUUACAGUUAUGUUUUUAACGCUUUUUUGGUCACAGUCAUUUGAUAAACUAUACGGUGAAUGAAUGAAACUGAGUUGUGUAUACAAUGCACUUUAUGUUAUUUAAAUUAAAAAUAAUGUACCAGACUACAACACUAACUACCUGAUCAUUACGAGCACUAUAGAAUUUACUACAGGGCACUAUCCAGAAUACCCAUACCUAAAUCAACCGGCAGUUGAACUCGGGUUCUGCUCAUCCAACGCCAAUUGGGCAAACCGUUGGGUCACCGAGCUCGUCGAAUUGUUUAUGAUACUUUUCUUGCGUUUUAUUUUGUAUACAAUUUUACAUGAAAAAUAUGGAAAUUAUAAGGAUCUCAUUCUUUUUUCAUGUUAGUAUGUAAUAGAUAUAUACAUUUUAUGGAAUAUUUUAUUUCUAUUAAACUUGAAAAUGAUAGUUGUGUGUGUGUUUUCAACACGUGUUUGUCUCUUUUUUUAUAAAUUUCUUUA